Rhinolophus ferrumequinum (greater horseshoe bat) is the source of this 5831-nucleotide messenger RNA. It is a transcript of the gene FOCAD, whose product is annotated as focadhesin. Gene Ontology annotation, biological process: regulation of post-transcriptional gene silencing. Bases 99 to 5510 code for a protein of 1803 amino acids. The transcript is spliced from 44 exons. NCBI's taxonomy places the organism in Eukaryota, Metazoa, Chordata, Mammalia, Chiroptera, Rhinolophidae. The record is from RefSeq and is a predicted model, not a curated record.
GUUCGAGACCGCAGGGCGGGCCACGUCAGGCCGCCGCCGCGGGGUGCGCUUGUGGCAGAAGGGAGAAAUCUGCAUAUGUACAUGUAAGAGAAGCAAAAAUGUCUGAUGAUAUCAGGAAAAGGUUUGAAUUUCCAAAUUCUGUUAUUCAAUCACAGGCUGUGUGUCAUCUUAUUGUUGCAGUCCUAAAGGAAAAUGGUUUUUCAGAAAAGAUCCAUCAAUCCACAAACCAGACUCCUGCUUUGAACUUGCUGUGGGAAACGUGCUGCAGUGAUAGUGUGGUCCUUCGAACAGCCUGCUCGGAAGGCCUGGUGGCGCUCGUGGCGCAGGAACAUGCAGAGUUCAGCUAUGUUCUGAAUGGGCUGCUCAACCUGAUUCCAUCCACCAGGAAUACACACGGCUUGAUAAAAGCCAUUAUGAAAUUAUUACAAAUGCAAGCUCUGAAGGAAGGACAAGCUGGGGAGAAGAAUGUUCAGGAUAUAUAUAGUAUUAGAAAUCAUCCUCAGCCUUUGAUCACUGUGCUUGAACAUAGAACUGAUUGCUGGCCAAUAAUUUUGCAGCAGUUGACGGCUUUUUUCCAGCAAUGCCCUGAAAGGUCAGAAAUUUCAUGUAUCCAAAUAAUGGCACCAUUUUUGUGGUAUCUGUAUUGUGAACCAUCCCAGUCACAAGAAUAUGCUAAACUCCGACUAGCCCUGCUAAAAGUCUUACUUCAACCCCGGCCUCUUUGCGACAAAGAACAACCAUCAAUAUUGGAACAACAUAUCCUUCAAUUGUGCUGUGACAUGGUCCCAUGUUUGCAGAUGAAAGAUUUGAUACAGAUGACAGAAGCGAUGCUGUUUAUCGAGGAAGUAUAUGUAAGCCUUUUGCGUCAUCCCGUUUUCUGGAAAAUUCAGCUUACCCAGCUGACCCUUCAGCUGCUGUGUGUCUGUGAAGUCAGCUUGAAGAUAACUGGGGAAUGUUCAUCUUUAAUUCACCUUUUAGAGCUCAGUGUUGAACUUCUGAAGGAGGAUUUUCCUGAUGAACUGGUCAUAAUUGGAAUAGCUUUACUACUUUUGCAGACUCCGGCAAGUCAGCAGAAGCCAAUCUUAAGUCUAGCUUUGAAGGUGCUGUCUCUUGCUGAGGGUCAGAACAUGCCAAGGUCGUCCUUACUGCUAGUGACGCCAGCCCUGCAGAUCCUGUCUUCUGCCGCCUUGGAAGACUGCAUGUCCAUGGAUGAAGACGGCUCAUCGAGGCAGCUGUUGGCUCUGAAACUUUUGGGAAUGGUACAGCAGGAGUGCUACAGAGACAACCAGCAAAAGCCGUCCUGCAAGCUUAUCUUCCCCAUAACCAGCACGUAUGGUUCAAUAUUUGCAGCCUGGAGGAUCCUUGAAGUAAUGAGAGAAGAGUCUGCAGUGAGUGACUGGUUGGCUUCAGUAGAGUCGUUGCUACCUGUUACGACAGCCAUCCCUGUGCAUGUUUUUCUCCUGCUGGCUCACCUCCUUGUUGAAGAUAAAGGACAAAAUCUUCACCAAAUACUAAAGGUCACUACCAAAUUAGCCCAAGCAGAUUCCUCUCAGGUACCAAAUUUAAUUCCAGUUCUAAUGUUCAAGUUGAGAAAACCACUGAAACCUGUAUUAUACAAUGAUAUCUUGUAUACUUUACCAACGCUUGGUGUUCACAAGGUGUGUAUAGGACAAAUUCUACGAGUAAUCCAACUUCUUAGAACAACUCCACAACUAAAAGCUGUCUCUUUGCGCUUGUUGACAUCUUUAUGGGAAAAGCAGGACCGUAUCUAUCCGGAACUGCAGCGUUUCAUGGCCGUGUCCAAUGCGCUCUCUCUGCCUGUGGAUAAGGAAGUACAAUGGGAGAAACUGAUCGCUAAAGCAGCAGCCAUCAGGGACAUAUGUAAGCGAAGGCCCUAUCAGCAUGGCGCAGAUAUGUUGGCAGCUAUUUCCCAGGUGUUGAAUGAAUGCACCAAGCCCGAUCAAGCCACUCCAGCAGCUUUGGUGUUACAAGGUCUUCAUGCGCUCUGCCAAGCCGAGGUGGUUUGUAUUCGCUCCACUUGGAAUGCUCUCUCCCCAAAGCUGAGCUGUGACACGAGACCUCUCAUUUUGAAGACCCUCAGUGAGCUGUUUUCUCUGGUUCCUUCCUUAACAGUCAAUACAGCUGAAUAUGAGAAUUUUAAAGUUCAAGUACUCAGCCUCCUCUGGACCCACACUCGAAAUAAGGAUCCAGUUGUAGCAAGUGCUGCCUAUAAAUCGCUCUCACACUUUAGUGCCGGAGAGCACACCAUUCUUCAUCUACCUGAACAGAUAAGACCAGAAAUCCAUAUUCCUGCUGAACAAGAUGAAGAUGAAGAGGAUGAGGAGAAGGACCCAGACCUUUCAGUUUCUGGCUCUUGCUAUCUCAGCUUAUUGUCACUCACUGCUCCUUUGGUUUUACCAGCUUUGGAGGAAUUUUUUACAUCACUUGUGAAGCAUGAAAUGGUGAACAUGCCCCGUGGGGUGUAUUACUCUGCGUUAAGAGGAAGUGCCUGCUCAGACCAAGGAAAGACUGUAGCAAGAAUCCCCAAUUUUAUAUUGAAAAUGUAUGAAACAAACAAGCAACCAGGUUUGAAACCUGGCCUUGCAGGUGGUAUGUUAUUUUGUUACGAUGUUUCGAUGUAUCAGAGUAAAGAUGGCAAACCAUUGAAUCGACUGAUGGCCAGUAGAGGGCGAAGUUUCAAGCAGACGUCGCUUGCUCUAGUGCAUGAGGUUCACAUCCAGCUUUCAGAGUGGCACCGUGCCAUUUUUCUCCCACAAGCAUGGCUGGCAUAUAUGAAUAGAGCUUAUCAUGCCAUUUUACAGGGAAGAAUAGGAGAGCUGGAGCUGCAGUUAAAACAUGGAAAAGAAGUAGCUGAGGAGGUGCAAUACAAAAAAAGCACAGCCUGGCUCUGGGUCCGCGAUAUGUUGACUAAUGAGAUCACCAAUUCAGCUGCAAAGGACAGCCCAGUGGUCAAAGGCAAUGCACUGCUGGCCUUAAGCAGCCUUGCUGUCAUCAUAUCCAAACAUGAAGCCAGCCUCUCCUCAGAUGCGGAGGGGGUCCUCGAGGUUCAACCUAAUUUCCUUCCAGUGGGUGAAUGGGUUACCAUGGUGCUUGAUACUCUUCUGGUCAUUGUGGAUAGCCAUUACCAACCCAGAGGACAACUUUUUUCCUCAUUUUAUUAUAAAUCCUAUUCUGGUGAAAACACAGCUAGUGCCAUCGCCCGGUCCGCGGCUGCCACGGCUUUGUCUCUCCUCGUGCCAGUUUUCAUUAUCUCUUGCAAAGAGAAGGUUGAGGAAAUCCUGAACAUGCUGACUGCCAGGUUACCUGGGAAACCAAGUGCUGAUGAGAAUCAAGCCGUGCAGAUCCACAUGGGCCUUGCUUUGGGGAUGUUUCUCUCUCGCUUGUGUGAGGAGAAAGUCAGUGAUAUAUCCGGCCAACAGACGAACCUUCUUAUAAUGAAGUCUUUGGAUGCCCUGGAAAACUGCUGCUUUGACACUAGUCUUGAAUACAACACGGGCUGUGUAUUGGGAGUUGGACUUGUUCUGUCCCUCAUGAGCCACAGCAGCCAGAUGGAGUCACGAGUUCACGUGGCAGCAUCACUUCGGAAGCUGUCUACAUACCUCGAUGAUAGUGGGGGCAAGAGCCGAACAUUUCAGGAGGUCCUUGCCUAUAGCCUUAGCUGUGUAUGUAUAUCAGCAUUCAGUGCUGGAAUUAUUGAGGCUGCAGAGGCUGAAGAUAUUAUGAACAAGCUUCGACUGUUGGUGGAGAACAACCAGCAGACUUCAGGUUUUGCCUUGGCGUUAGGAAACAUAGUUCAUGGUUUGUCUGUGUGUGGACAUGGAAAAGCUGAAGACUUGGGCAACACAUUGCUCCCUGCCUGGAUCAGAAUUGUUCUAGCAGAGGGCACUCCCACAAUGCUUUGCUUGGCAGCCCUUCAUGGCAUGGUGGCCUUGGUAGGCUCCGAAGGGAAUGUAAUGCAGCUGAAGUCCGAAGCCAUCCAGACCUCUCAUUUUCAAGCCAGACUUAAUGAAGUCAUUAGAACCGUAACUCAGGUCAUCAGUGUGUCUGGGAUGAUUGGCCUUCAGUCCAAUGCAAUCUGGCUUCUAGGACAUCUUCAUCUGUCUACUCUGUCCUCAAAUCAAAGGAGAACCUCUGUUCCCCCUGACUAUAGCUAUUUGCCUGAAAGCAGUUUUAUUAGAGCAGCCAUUGGCUUCUUCAUUACAGGAGGGAAAAAAGGUCCUGAAUCUGUGCCUCCUUCCCUUCUCAAGGUCGUGAUGAAACCCAUAGCAACUGUUGGCGAAAGCUACCAGUACCCUCCUGUGAACUGGGCUGCACUCCUCUCUCCACUUAUGAGGCUAAACUUUGGUGAAGAGAUACAACAACUGUGCCUUGAAAUCUUGGUGACCCAGGCACAGUCAUCCCAGAAUGCAGCUGCACUGUUGGGAUUGUGGGUGACGCCACCACUGAUCCAUGGUCUGAGUAUGAAUAUCAAGAAGUGCCUCCUGGUCUCUGUGCCUCUGUGGAUCAAACACGUCUCUGACGAACAGAUCCUGGGUUUUGUUGAAAACUUAAUGGUAGCAGUUUUCAAAGCAGCUUCCCCGCUUUCCAAUCCUGAGUUAUGCCUGAGUUCCUUGCAGGGUCUGAGCCAGGCCAUGAAGCUGCCCAGUCCUGCCUACCACCUCUGGAGUCUGCUCCGCGGAGCUACUGAGAAAAUUUUUGACCUUCUGCCAAAUAAGAUUCGGAGAAAUGAUCUGGAGUUGUAUAUCAGUGUAGCAAAAUGCCUCUCGGAAAUGACGUAUGAUGAAGCCAAUCGGAUUGCCCAGAUUACUGAGAGCAACAUAGAAAAGGCUGCCUUUGUCAGACUGUACUUGGUCUCCCAAGGAUGGUUCCCCUUGAUGGGCUUGACUGACAUGCUCAGCGUGGCUGCUCAGCGCCAGGAAAAGGACGUGCUGGCCUGGAUGAUACUGCACAGCUUAUACCACGCACGGAUUGCCAGCCAUGCCAACACAGGCGUGUUGAAGAGAAUGGAGUGGCUCUUGGAAUUGAUGGGUUAUAUCAGAAAUACUGCUUACCAGUCAACAUCUGCUCAGAACGUGGCUCUCGAUGAGGCUUUGGACUUCCUGUUGCUGAUAUUUGCAAAUGCGGUCGUGGCAUGGGCAGACCAUGCUGCCCCUCUCCUCCUUGGCCUCAGGGCCAGUUGGUUGCCAUGGCAUCAGGAAAAUGGCCCGGCUGGGGCAGCAUCAAGCUUCCUUGGCAGAAGUCCAAUGCACAGGGUCACUCUGCAGGAGACUCUCACUCUCCUCCCCAGUAGCAUGCUUCUUCUGCUGCAGAAAGAGCCAUGGAAGGAACAGACCCAGAAGUUCAUUGACUGGCUAUUCAAUCUCAUGGAAAGCCCUAAAGGAGCCCUCUCUGCAAAGUCCAGGGAUCUUUUAAAAGCCACCCUGCUGUCCUUGAGAGUUCUCCCAGAGUUUAAGAAGAAAGCCACAUGGACCAGAGCGUACGGUUGGUGAAGUUUUGCCAUAGCCAGCCACAUUCUCAGCUGGAAGAGGAAAAGCAUACAAAUGGAAGACAUUUUUUAGAGUUUGUGUGUGGGAUCACUGAGACGUGACACAGAGGGUUAAGGGUCAUGAAAUGGUGGCCACAUAACUGACAGCCUCAACUGUGCAUGCCAGGAGAUGGGGCAUUGCUUCGGUGCCCAGGCCAGUGGGAACUGAAACAAGAACUUGAACUUUCUUUUAUUUGUCUACAGUUCGAUCUGAAUAUUUUCUUUGUGAAAACUGACUAUAUCAUCUCCUCCCCGCUAAAUUCUAGUAAAAUAAUCUCAUGAAUUU